Molecule: messenger RNA, 483 nt
Organism: Acanthosepion pharaonis
Lineage: Eukaryota; Metazoa; Mollusca; Cephalopoda; Sepiida; Sepiidae
Source: the annotation of a GenBank genome assembly
AUGGAACGUCUAUCUAUCUAUCUAUCCAUCUAUCUAGGUCUGUUCAUUCUAUAUCUAUCUAUCUAUCUAGGUCGCUGUUCAUUCUAUCUAUCUAUCUAUCUAUCUAUCUAUCUAUCUAUCUAUCUAUCUAUCUAUCUAGGUCGCUGUUCAUUCUAUCUAUCUAUCUAUCUAUCUAUCUAUCUCGGUCGCUGUUCAAUCUAUCUAUCUAUCUAUCUAUCUAUCUAUCUCGGUCGCUGUUCAAUCAUCUAUCUAUCUUCAUCUAUCUGUUCAUCUAUCUAUCUAUCUAUAUCUAUCUCGGUCGCUGUUUCUAUCUAUCUAUCAUUAUCUAUCUAUCUCGAUACAUCAAAAGCAUCUCAGCUUCAACAACCACUACCACUCCUUACAUCUCUCUCAUUUUCACCCUCCCUUUUACUUCUCUCAUACAUUCUACCUCCUUUUUCUUAUUCACAGGACAUAUUACUAAAUGAAACUUACAUCUCUUAA